This is a messenger RNA of Zeugodacus cucurbitae (melon fly), 1197 nucleotides long. Its product is annotated as putative gustatory receptor 58b. The transcript has 3 exons. The coding region runs from base 1 to 1197 and encodes 398 amino acids. NCBI's taxonomy places the organism in Eukaryota, Metazoa, Arthropoda, Insecta, Diptera, Tephritidae. The record is from RefSeq and is a predicted model, not a curated record. Gene Ontology annotation, cellular component: membrane. Gene Ontology annotation, biological process: sensory perception of taste.
AUGUUGCCGCCGCAUUUGCAACACGCCGCGCUCCGUUUUGUGCUGCGCCUUUCAUAUUAUCACGCGCUCGCUUUUGGACUACUGCCUACUUGCAUUAGCUACAAGCAUCCGCUGCGCACGCCGCGUCACACCGUACUAUAUCAGCUGUACACCGCUGUGAUAUAUUUGCUCUGCUGGGCGGCGUAUCCUGUCUUAAUGCUGCGCAUGACAAUCGAUUUGGUGCAUCUCCGAGGCUGGUUGGCCGUACUAUUCUCGUUGAGCAUCGGUUUAAUAUGCAAAUCGGUCGCGCUCGCCACUAUGUACGCAUACAUAUUGUUUGGGCGGCUGCGCGCCAUUGAAACACUACGCUUUUAUCGCGCGUUACGUCAACGUUAUCGUCACAUAAAGGGACUAACGUGUCACCGGCAAGCGCAAUUCGAGUGUCAGCUGUUAGCGAAAUUCGUUAUCGCCAGCGUUGGCAUCGUCUUUACGGCGCGCAUAUUUUUUAUGUAUGGCGAAACGAACACCACAUACGCUUAUAAAUUGCUAAUACUCGGUCAAUUUCUCGCCAAUACAUUCCUGAUCGGUUGCGUACAUCAGUUUUUAUAUGCGCUCUACUUGCUGCGCCAGCAAUUCGCCUGCGUCAAUGAGUCGUUGCGCCUGUGGCAGUUGGAGGCGCGCGCCUGGCAAACUAAUAAGCAAACACUUCAAACGCAUUCCCCUCAAGAACUCUACACCGAUUUGCGCGUACGUUUGACGGAGCUGAUCCAAAUGCAUGCGGAUUAUCAGCGUUUGGCUGUGCGCGUUUUCAAAUUAUUCGCACUGCCGUUUGCCGGCUUCUUGAUGCGCCAAUUCGGCGUCAGCAUUAAUAUGCUAUUCAGCGCUGUGAUUAUUGGUUCACUGUUCGUUGCGCUCUUCUAUACGGAUGUCCUGUUGUUGAUGUCCUUCGUCAACGGUGUGGUGGACGAUUGUAAUGCAGCCGCGCAGAUGCUGCGCGAAUGCACCACGAUGGUCAGUGUUGGUGAGCCGCAUGCGGUGCUGGAGCGACAGCUGGAAUCCUUUUCGCUGCGUCUUAGUUGCCAUCCGCUGUGCUACAAAGUGUUCGGUCUUUUCGAAUUCAAUCGUAGUGAAUGUUUGAAUUGUCUAUGUACUAUUCUUGUUUACAUAACGGUACUUAUGCAAUUUGAUAUGAAUAAAGAACGGAUGUCGAAUUUUUAG